CACAUUCUCACUACUCUCAAAGUUUUCAUUUGCUUAGAUCUUUAUAUAGAGAGAUUUCAAGAAAAUCAAGAAAAUGAUCUCAGUAGUGAUUAUAACUGAGCUACUAGUUGAGUACACGACGGCUCUAGCUAAACUCACCGCCGGGAUUCUACCACGGCGUACCGGAGAUAGAAACGCCGUAAGGAUCGGUGGUUUCCUCCUUCCCUUACCACCUGCUUCCACCUCCACCAUUCCUGAUUUCUCUUCUCAUCUCGUCGACUUCUGAUUUUCUUUUCUUUUUGGUCUCAUUACUAAGUUUUUGACUUGUGAUCUCUAUGAUCUAAUCUAUGAGAAGCAGACGACUGAGAUUUUUUCCGAGUGUCUCGUCGUUGUCUUCAACCACAUAGAGCUUUUUUUUUGUAAAUCCGUAUCUAAUGUUAUAUAGAGAUGAUGAUAUCAUGGUUUUGAAAUACUUAUAGUUUCACCGGAGUCUUUUGUUUUUUUUUUUUCAAUGUAAUUUUGAGUUUUUGUAGUGUUUUAACAUUGUCGUUAAAGCCUAUGAUCCUGAUCGGUAAUUUCAUAAUUAGAUCUCUGUUCGAACAA
Molecule: messenger RNA, 582 nt
Organism: Capsella rubella
Lineage: Eukaryota; Viridiplantae; Streptophyta; Magnoliopsida; Brassicales; Brassicaceae
Exons: 1
Coding region: 74-265 (63 amino acids)
Source: RefSeq, a predicted model, not a curated record